Molecule: messenger RNA, 5620 nt
Organism: Engraulis encrasicolus (European anchovy)
Lineage: Eukaryota; Metazoa; Chordata; Actinopteri; Clupeiformes; Engraulidae
Gene: efs
Product: embryonal Fyn-associated substrate
Exons: 8
Coding region: 458-3436 (992 amino acids)
Biological process (GO): cell migration; cell surface receptor protein tyrosine kinase signaling pathway
Cellular component (GO): plasma membrane; cytoplasm
Molecular function (GO): protein binding
Source: RefSeq, a predicted model, not a curated record
ACCGCCCUCUGUGUAUCCUCGAUUAGGCCAGGGUAGGGCGCAGCUCAGCUCAGCCCAGCUCGGCGGAGCAGCUAAAGCCCGAAGAGAAACAGGGUAGCGAGAAAUGAUUAUAGUCUACUUCUGUUUUUGGAACAUCACCAGGCCUUCAUCUCAAUUAACGCAACAACAUUGUGCUGCGAAAUAAAUUCGUUUCACGGCUAUGGCCACGUCUAUGGGAUAUGGCAGGUGCGGGUAAAUGGAUCUGUGCUGUGGCCACAAUUGUCCCUGUGAGAGUUCCACGGUCAGUGAUACCCGCCCCCCCUCGCUCCUCUACAGCCGCACCAGUAAUCGCAUGCCAAACACAGCGCUGGCACAGAUGGACCACAUUUUGAGAGCCUAAAAAGCUGACUGACCCUCAGGCCUCAGGAAGCUCGGAGGAGAAACCCAGGGACAGUAGCGCUGUGGGGGAGCUGCCGGCAUGUCUCUCUCAACCGUUUUAGCGAAGGCCCUGUUCGACAAUGCAGCCGAGAGCCCAGAGGAGCUGGCCUUCAGGAAGGGGGACAUCCUGAUGGUCCUGGAGCAGGAGCAGGAGGGAGGCCCGGGAUGGUGGCUGUGCUCCCUGCACGGGCGUCAGGGCAUUGCUCCCGCCAACCGCCUGCGCCUCCUCCAGAACACCGCCUCCAACCCGAGCCUGGACGCCUGUCGAGCCCCCAGCAUGGACUCUGUCCUCGUCUCUCCCCGGCCGCAGGUGACCCGUGCCAACACUCUGGCCACCGACGACGGGGUCUACCUGUCUCCCCACAGCGCCGCGGCGGAGGGGUUGUACCAGAGCCCCGGGGCCGGUUCUAACAACAUGUGGCACAUGGAUGGAGGGCGGCCCCGCUCCCACUCGAGCUCCGGGGCACACCCGAGGCCUGAACGGGACCUUGCCAUGGCCGGCCGACCGAGGUCUCCCUCUGUGAGGGGUCGGGGCGUUGACGCAGACUCCUUAUAUCAGACCCCUACUGGACUAUCGCCACUGACCCAUUACCACAGGUCACAUGAAGGCUUGGCGUCUGACUCUGUCUACCUAACCCCCAGCACAGUUCCGAGGCCUGCCAUUGGCCCAGAGGGUUUCGGAGAGGCGUACGCAGGUGGCCAGGCAAACGAGGACUGUUACCUGGUGCCAAGGCUAGCGGCAGCUGCAAUGUCCAACGAGGACCUGUAUCAAACCCCAACGGGCGGCGCUGCAGCCGUCGCACUGCAGGAGACUCCCAGCAUGUACCAAACACCCACGCCCCCCGGGGGGACGCGGACCUCCCCAAAAGACCCCAACCUCCUCAACUCCUCUGCCGCUUCAGUGUCGGGACAUAAUCACAAACUCUCCCCCCACGCCAUCGCCAACGGCUCUCCCCGACCUCAGAACAAGGGUUUGCCCAAAGACCUUGACCAGGCGGGAGUGCCUUCCACCCCUCCAGGGGCUCGGGUGAAGCUGGCGGCGGCCACAGCUGGAGGCAGGGGGUCGCCGCUGCUGGUGCGAAUCGGAAAAGGCGGUGUUCCAGGAUCGCCCAACUUUGGAAGGAAACCUCCUCCCCCUGCGCCCCCCGUCAGAGGGGUGACCAGCAAGAAGAGCAGCACGCCCCCUACACCAGCUCCCAAGCCAGCUCUCCCAGUCGGCCUAGUCGCCUUCAAACAGCUACAAGGAGAGGGAGACGAGGCACAUAAAACGGUUCCAGCCACCAGAGAUGAGAAUUUCAGUGAUGGAAACACGAGGAAGAAGGAGCCAGAGGUCGAGAUGGUGACUACAAAGGCAGAGGAUAAAGCACAUACAGAUUUAGAUGCUGUCAAUCUCGAAGAUCAGGUUUACGACACUCCUCCUACCAACCGCUGGCAACAAGCCCCUUUGGCAACAUGUGACGAUGAGGACGACAACAUCUACAAUACCCCACGUGCUCUUCCUCUCAGCCUAGCUUCUGAACAGGACUCAGAGAUCUAUGAUGUCCCCACUCACGCUCUUAACCCCGCCACACAGCCCCAGAAUGAAACCUAUAGUGUGCCAGCAUCCAUUCCCAUCGCCAGCGAGCUGGAGGAGGACGAAGAGGAUGUUUACAGUGUCCCCAGCCUUCCGGGUCAACCCGUGGUCCCCGGGGAGCUGGAGGAGGGAGCCGCUCACCCUCAGGUCUACCCAGGCCGCAGCCCCGGCAAAGCAGACGCGGAGAGAGCGCAGCUCGGCAACUGUUCUCUGGAGGAGAGCGAGCCGGAUGGCGGCGGGAUCUAUGACAUGCCCGCGUUGACCUUGGACAUUCCGUCUACCUCGUCGGUGCGCCGGCUCUCCGUCUCCAGCACGGGCUCAGGGGACACCCAGUGGAGAGCCUCCAUCUCCACGCUCAUCCAGGCGGCGUGGAACACCACCUCCUCGGCCUCUGCCAGGGACCUGGCGGCCUCCGUCUCCGAGAUCCUGUCCGUUUGGAAGACGAGCCAUGCGGCCGAUGCCCCGCCGCCCCUGCAGCAGGCCUGGUCUCGCCUCUCCGACGUGCUCCCGGCGCUGGCCAUCUGUGGGAGCGGACCUCCUUCUGAAGCCUUGCGCGACUUGGUACGAUGCGCCCUGGAGGACUCUUCCCUGCUUCUGCAAAGCCAGGUGCGGCCGCGUUUGCCCUCGCAGGAGUCUCUGUCGCGCAGGCCCUUGCCGGCUCUCCCGGUGCCCGAUGGGCAGCACAUAGCUUCAGGGAUGGGCUCCCGGAAAGGCAGCUGGAUCCAGGAGAGGCCCCUUCCACCCCCACCUCCUCCUGCCUUCCCUUUGCCCAUGCCGCCUGCAUCUCUGCCACCCUCCAUUGGGAGAGGGGAGGAUGACGAUGAGCUGGGGAAUGAGUAUGCAGGAAUUGGGUUGACACCCGCACCACCGUCGUUACCUGUGGGUGACAGUGUGGGAUAUGUGAAGUUACAGGGAAUGCUGGAACCUCCUGCAGACGGGCAGAUGGAGAAUAACUGCAGCCAGGUGAUCCCCACAGCUGAGACAAGGGUAAAGCCACAUUGUCAACUCAGUCCAUCGCCGCCUCUUCCGGUGACACUCUCGCUAGAGGACACGGAGCUGCUGUCCUUUUAUGCAUCCCAGAGUCUGGCCCAUCUCUCCUGUCUGGCCGACUCCAUCGAAGCUCUCUUCACCAGCGUUCAGGGGAACCAGCCGCCGCGCGUCUUCGUCUCCCGGGGGAAGAGUCUGAUCGUCACCGCUCAUAAACUCGUUUUCAUUGGGGACACCCUUUCCCGUCUUCUCAGUUCAACGGACCUCAAGGCAAAGGUCACUACAUCAGGAGCACGGCUCUGUCAGGCCUUGAAGGCUGUAGUCGUGGCAACAAAAGGGGCGGCACAGAGCUACCCGUCGGUGCCGGCGACGCAAGAGAUGGUGGACCGCGUGGCAGAGCUGUCCCAGCACGCAGCUGGCUUUGCCGGGCUCCUCCAACGCUUGGCAGAAAUAUCUUGAUGUCAUUUUAAAUUACCCCUAUUAUACCUCCCCAAAAUGUCUGUCCCACAAAAUGCCUUAAUUGUAUUUUUUAACUUCUAUUUUUAUUGUCGGUUUUGUUUUUGGAGCAGUGUGUACGAUGACGUCACAGCGAGUGUUACCCGUGACUUGGUCAUGACCAGUGCCACAAAUAGAGACUGUGAGUGAGCGUGUUUGUGUGUUUUUCACUUGGCUUUUUGUUUACAUGUCUUUGGUGCCAAGCACACCUGUCCUGUGUGGCUUUAUAACUUAUUGAUGUUUGAUAUUGGAAUGUUUUUUGGACUGUGUGGUGAAGCUUAGUGUGUAAUUGAUCUUUUUUUAUUUUUUGUAAUAUAAAGGUGCGCUCGGUGGUUUGCACUGACGCUACCCCUAUCCUAUGUGUAACUGUUGGUAUGUUUUUUGUUUUCAAUGGCUUUGAGUGGUACUAAAACAAAAUGAAGUGUUAAAAAGAGUUAUGGUGUGUGAAGCACUGCACGUGGUGGACACUUAAAGAGUAAGAAGAAAUCAACUUUGUUAAGUUAUUUCCCCGUGUGGCACUGGUAUUGUGGUGUGAGAUUGUGGAAUAAAUGGACAAAUUGGACUUGGCUGGCUAGAUGGUUGGAUGGCGUGGUAUAGUGUCAAAGAAAAUGGAAUAAAAUAGGCUGGUAUAUAGCCAUCCAAUUGGACAUGUCUGUAGAUGUUGUUGAUUUCACUGUUCUUCCCAUUUGCUCAGUCAUGUUAUUACAUGUCUAUAAUUCGUCACCACAAAAUGGUUUUUAUUCUGAUCAGCGGCCGAUGGCUCAUCUCCAAGGCACCUGCCAGGUGAGGUGUGUGGAAAAAAAUCACAAGUUGUAUGAUGACCAUGUUUAAAAUGACGUCAUGUUAUGCCAGCCAGAUGUACAGACAGCCAAGUUGAAUGAGCCCGAUUGGAAUCAUCUCCACCCACUUCCAUGAAAGACAGAAGAGUAUAAGCACACUGUGAGCAAAUGUAUUUGUUAAAGCAACAUGUAGGAAAAAAAGAAAGAAGCAGCCAGGUUAUAGAGAAGGGUCCGUGAGCUCAGAAACAGCCUGUGUGCUGUUUGUCAAUCAGUUGUUUUCUUAUUCUUCUCCUCCUUCUCUCUCUCUCUUUCUCUCUCUCCGAUGACCCCCAUCCUUCGCUUGCUCAGAAUCACAUGCGAGUCGAGGCAUGUUUUUCUGAGUUUGUUUCCCACACCGUUGAGGGAGUGGCGAUACAAGGAGAACAGUCAGCCGUUAUUCACUUUUAACUCCCUUAUUGUCUAGGAAUGUCCUGACAUGUUGACAUGCUACAGGGAAUCAAUGGCACAUGUCUGCCUUUCUCAUAGGUUUCUCCUGAGUUUCUGUGCACAAGUGAAUAGGGUGGCCAGAUGUUAUGUCCCCAUUUUUCCCAAGUAGGCCCACUGGUGUUGUUUGGUGGUCCGUUUUCAGAAAAAUACAUAAACCCUACUUUACUCCUAUUACUUGUAAUAAUAUUGACUUCAACAUUUGGGAAAUUCCCGUUUGGGUACUGCUUUUUGUCUCGAUCUGGUCAUCCUAUCCACUGUUACUCUCCAUAAUGUAUGCUAUCAGCCAUCUUAUUCCUCUCUAACGCUUCUCUAAAUGCCAAAUAUAUAUCUAUCUAUCAGUUAUGAAAACUUGCAUGCAGGUUGCUGAGAGACCACAAACUUUUAAAAAAGUAUAUCAGAUACCACUUUGAAGGGAUUUUGGUCUCUGGUUGUGAAUUGAGCACCACCCAAUGGAAGAAAGCAGUAUUACUCAUGAUAAUAUAUGAUUUUUUUUUUUUUCAUUAUGCUUUUGUUAUAUACAUGCCAAUUUGACAAAAUGGUUGACGAGAGCAGGCCAUACACAAAUUCAUGAAGAAGCCUUAUGUUACUCAAAGUCUAGCUUAUUCAUUUCAUCAGCUAUGUUUCAUAAUUAUGAAAUGUUUGCAUGGCUUUAUUUUAGGCUACUUUGUUGAUAUAGCCCAUAUAAACAUGUUAAUCUGCGGUGCUCGAACACAUCUUAUUUUUUAUUGAACUCGAAUAUCGACAACUUAAAAUAUUUGUAUCAGAAUGUAUUUUUGAAAGCUCGUGUUUUUUUCCUGAGGCCUACCUGGCAGUGACCACUCAAUCUGUUUGAGUGGUCAAAAUGUGUUCAAUUUCCAUUGAGAAUACAUGGUGAAAGACCUUA